AUGGUUCAAGAACUUUUGGUUGAGCUUUCAAUAGGAUAUGCCCUUUUUGAAGUAAUUCAAACGGAAGUAAUAGGGAAGAAAUUGAGAGAAGUACAAGAAGCAUCACAAGAUCUUUCAAAAUUUGGAAAAUUUGUAAAAUUGAAGAGUUUUUUGCCUUAUAGAGAUGCAGACCAUGCUUUAAAGAAUGUAAAUGAUAUAUCAGAAGGUUUAAUGAAUGAUGAUCUUAAGGCGUUUCUUGAAAUGAAUUUGCCGAAUUCAGGCAAGAAAAAUAGUAUUUUGCUUGGAGUAUCAGACAAAAAUCUUGCAGGAAGUGUUCGUUCUGGACUUAAAAAUGUUGAAUGUGAUACAUCAGAAGUAACUCAAGAUUUACUUCGUGGAGUCCGUCUUCAUAUAGGAAAACUAUUAAAGCAGCUUCAGCCGGGAGAUAUUGAAAGAGCACAGUUGGGACUUGGCCAUUCUUAUUCACGUGCAAAAGUAAAAUUUAAUGUAAAUAAAGUGGACAAUCACAUUGUCAAUGCAAUUGCAUUAAUGGAUCAGCUUGAUAAAGAUAUAAAUACAUUCUCUAUGCGUGUCAGAGAAUGGUAUGGAUGGCAUAUGCCAGAGCUUAUAAAAUUCGCAAACGACAACUAUCAGUAUGCAAAAUUAGUAAUAUGUAUUGGAAAUAAAGCAACUAUUUCCCAAGAUAGUCUUGAAAAUCUUACGAUAAUUAUGAACAAUGACGCAAUAACAGCACAAAAUAUUAUUAACGCAGCUCGUAUUAGUAUGGGACAAGAUAUAUCUGCACUUGAUAUGGAAAACAUUCUAACAUUUGCACGAAAAGUAGUUGAUCUUUCAGAUUACAGAAAAAAAUUAUAUACAUAUCUUGUUAAUAAAAUGAAUACUGUGGCACCUAACCUUACAAAACUUAUAGGGGAAGUAAUUGGAGCAAGGUUAAUUUCUCAUGCAGGGAGUCUUGCAAAUUUAUCAAAAUAUCCUGCAUCAACGGUUCAAAUUCUAGGUGCAGAAAAAGCAUUAUUUCGAGCUUUGAAAACUAAAGGAAAUACUCCUAAAUAUGGUUUAAUUUACCAUUCUUCGUUUAUUGGACGUGCUGGACAGAGAAAUAAAGGACGUAUAUCACGAUUUUUAGCAAACAAAUGCUCUAUUGCUAGUAGAAUAGACAAUUUUACAGAUAUGCCUACAGCGAGAUUUGGUGAAGUUUUGAAAGAACAGGUAGAGGAACGCUUAGCUUUUUAUGAGACAGGUGCUGCUGUCACAAAAAACAGUGUAGCCAUGAGACGGGCAAUAGACUUAGUUCUUUCUGAAAAUACGACACAGUCAAAUGCUGAUCAUGUAAAUAAUAUAAAAGAAUUGAAAAGCAAUAAGGAAAACAAAAAGAAAGAAAAUAAAAAAGACAAAAAAGAAAAUAAAAAAAACGAAAAAGAAAAUGAAAAGGAAGACGAAAAGGAAGAUGAAAAGGAAAACAAGGAAAAGAAAAAGGAUGAUAAAAAAAAGAAAAAGAGAGAGGAAAAAGAAGAGAAAAAAGAAAAGAAAAAGAAAGAGGAGAAAAAGAGAAAAGAGAAGAAAGAGAAAAAAGAGGAAAAAAAGCAAAUAAAAGAAGAGAAAAAGAAAAAACGUCAAAGGGAAAAUGAACUAGAUAUGAAGUCUUCAAAAAAGAUAAAAAAAUAG
Molecule: messenger RNA, 1665 nt
Organism: Pneumocystis jirovecii RU7
Lineage: Eukaryota; Fungi; Ascomycota; Pneumocystomycetes; Pneumocystales; Pneumocystaceae
Product: snoRNP complex protein NOP56
Exons: 6
Coding region: 1-1665 (554 amino acids)
Cellular component (GO): small-subunit processome; box C/D methylation guide snoRNP complex
Molecular function (GO): snoRNA binding
Source: RefSeq, a predicted model, not a curated record